Messenger RNA from Aspergillus wentii DTO 134E9, 655 nucleotides. RefSeq lists its product as uncharacterized. Bases 59 to 508 code for a protein of 149 amino acids. The record is from RefSeq and is a predicted model, not a curated record. Lineage: Eukaryota; Fungi; Ascomycota; Eurotiomycetes; Eurotiales; Aspergillaceae. The transcript has 2 exons.
AUCGCGACACCACGCCUCCUCCAGGCACCGGCUUAUAUCUUCAAAGAGGCUUACGAAAAUGGGGUCCUCCGCGAGCUUUGCUAAGACCAUUAUCAUUCCCGCUAUCAUCUCCCUGACCCUCUAUCUCCUCUUUUCCUUCCUGAUCAUCCCGUUCUUCCGUCGCUACCAUCAACGAUACUCGCAAUACCUCCCUCUCCACGCUAUUUCCGCACAUACAACCUCCGUCAAGGAUCGCAUAGCCGACGCCAUGAUGCGUUUUUUUCUCCCAUCUUCCUGGCGGCAGGACGCUCGGCUAGCCGAUGAUGCGAAUGACAACGUUAGUAUCUUGGACGAAGAGGGAGAGAUCAUGAUGGGCAUGCACAUGGAUCCAACGCGGAGAGAGGAAUUAGAACGGCGACGCGCGACGGCUGGUGAGGUGGAAGGACGGCUCAGUCGGGACUUGGAGGAGGGAUUCAUGGAUGAUAGUGACAAUGAAGAUGGUCGGGAACAUUCCAGAUUACAUCGUUGAGUAAAUAGAUAUUUAGCUGUUAUUUAUAUCCUUGAGAUGGAGACAUCAUUGUAGUGAGAAAUGUCAAAGUAGGAUGUAGUUGUAAUCAGUAGUUUGAACCACCAUAUCUACUAUAUCUGAUACUCUGAUCAAGUUCCAAAAAUAAAC